This is a messenger RNA of Ooceraea biroi (clonal raider ant), 5485 nucleotides long. It is a transcript of the gene Sap47, whose product is annotated as Synapse-associated protein 47kD. Gene Ontology annotation, biological process: TORC2 signaling; regulation of short-term neuronal synaptic plasticity. Gene Ontology annotation, cellular component: Golgi apparatus; cytoplasm; synapse. The record is from RefSeq and is a predicted model, not a curated record. NCBI's taxonomy places the organism in Eukaryota, Metazoa, Arthropoda, Insecta, Hymenoptera, Formicidae.
GUGCACGUGCGGCUUACGCAGUUCGUAGUCGCGCUGUCGCGGGGACGGACGAGGCAACGUCGUAUCCGUCGUCGCUCCGAUCCCGCGAGGGCUUCGGUGACGCUCGCGCUCGAUUCCGACGAGUACGCAAGCGAGGAGAGAGGUCGUUUGAUCGAAAGGGGGAGUGAGAGGGACGAGCAGACUUCGCUCGCCAGCCCGUCGACGCACGUCGCAGAAUGUUCUCCGGUCUGACGAAUCAGGUGUCCACCUGGAUGGGCAAGAAGCCCGAGAACGGCAGCGAGUUGCCACCCGAGCAGAAAGCCGCCUCCCCGGAGGCCGAGACCGCCGCGGAUCUCGAGAAAAAGAACAACACCAGCCCAAAAGGCAAUAAAUUGGAAAUGUUUGCCGGAGUAAAGAGUCAAAUGUCCGGUUGGUUGAGUGGUGGUAUACCUGGGUUAAGCCGCGGUACCGGGGCUGGUGAGGGUGAGGCUCCACCACCAACCGAGACAGAAGAGAGCCAGCCACCUCAAGAGAGCCAGACCUCCGUCGGCGAGCAAGUAAAGGAUGACGAUGCAAGCAGUGCGACCGGUGGUGCGGACAGCGGCCCUGCGAGUUUAGAAGGCACCCCGACCGAUGACAAAAAUGGACAACAGGCAUUUGGUGCCGUUUCCACGAAGGCACUGGCAGGCGCAAAGAGCCUCGGUGGAUUCUUGUACAGUGCCGUUAACAAGGCCGGGAAGACCGUGGUGGAGGCCAGUGCGAAGAUCAAGAAGACCGUCGAAGAGAACAGGCUGAUCGCCGAGCUUAACAAAGAGCAGGAGGCUUUCAUUGCCAGCAAGCAGGCGGGCGAAAAGGUCGAGGCUGUUGCACCAUGGGUCGGCGCGCCGAACGAGGAUGCGCUACGCGAGGAAUGCCUGUCCUUGUCAACCGAUCGACGUAAUUUCGUGAGAGCACCACCACCAGGCGUAGAAUUCGCUUGGGAUUUUGAGGCCAUUCAGCCAAUGGCACAGGCCACUCUUGCCCUGGAUCCAAAUCUUGAAUCCAUGAGGUUCGAGCUCGUCCCGAAAGUCAUAUCUGAAGAAAACUUCUGGCGUAACUACUUCUACCGGGUGUCCCUGCUGCGCCAGGGUUAUGAGCUAAACGCGAUGGCGAGCCAACAGGAAGAAAGCAACCCCAAUCAAACCCUCGCCAGCACCACCGAUAGUAUCGAUCACACUCAAGUUCAAAUGACCACUGGCCAGGCCACCAGCACCGGCGCCACGACGACGAGCAGUAACAGUGCGCUGGCCGAUUCGCCAGGCCACGAGUUCGUGUCCGAUACCAUGAGGGUUUCGGACACAGACCUCGAGGAAGUCCGAGAGGGGAUGAAAAAGCUGGGAAUGCAACCACCGAAAGAAGAAGAUUGGGAACGUGAAUUGGAGGCCGAGCUAAAGGAUUACGAGGUUGUAACGGGUGGCGGCAACGGCGCCAGUCAGGAGAGGAGCAUUGCGUCGAACGCGACCACGAAAGACGUCACGGCCAGCGAUAACGAUUGGGAGAAGCAGAUCGACGAGCUGCUCGCCAACGAGGAUGACGAGGACCUCAAGUGAGCCGAGGAGAUCCUCUUCGUGACUGGAUAAAGGGAUCUCGUCGCUUCACGUUGAGAUUCCGCGCGAACGGGCGAGAUCGACGAGCCUCGGUUUUUCGUAUAGAAACUCUCUCUCUCUCUCUCUCUCUCUCUCCCUUUCUCUUUCUUUUAUCGGCUGAGGGAAGAACGCAGAGUUAUUUUAUAUAUGUUGUAUAUGUUGUUGCUUUCUCGUCGAUCUCGUCGAUUGUGCACAACGAGAUAAGCGAAGGAUGAAGCGAUGCUCGAUAAGAGUCGAAAUGUCAACCAGUUACCUUUUCUACAGAAAAUUAAUUCGGCAACGUGCGAAUUAAUCUGAAAAUAUCAUAAUGUUGUUUUUUUUCAGGAGAGUUUAUUUUAGCGUACAUUUGUCUUUUUUACAGUCGAUUAUUUAAGUUAGUGGCAAGUUCGUGAUUUAACGCGCCAGACACGGAAACGAUGGAUCGAUCUAAGCUCGCACAGGUCUGGCAAGAAUUGUAAAUUCUUUCCGUUGCUCGAUUUCUACUUUGCUACCAUUUUUCUACUUGUUGUACCGUAGAGAGUCCAUGUUAUUCAAAGACGAUAGUCUUGAUCGCUGCUAUAUCGACACGAAUAUGUACAAAAUCCCUUGUCGGAGAUCGACGGGAAUCCUCCCACAUCCGAACCAGUUUCUCCCUUACAUCAAGUAGCUGUAAAGUUAGGCUUCGUUAUCUUCGCUUGUAUUUGCGAACAUCCCCACGAGCUUUGAUAAAAUUGAAUACAAGGUCCCGCCCUUCCGUCGUUGGCAGAUUACAGUUGUAGGGAACUGGUUCGAAGAGAUUCCUCUUCCUAUUUUGAUCCAUCGUCGAUCUCCUAGGCAGGGAAGGAAACAUGAAUGAAGGCGACACGAGAACUCUUUGAGGAUCGGCUCGUCCUCGGGAAACGUAUUGGAACGCAAACGAAAGAGACGUAUGGAUACAGACCGGAAUACCGCACAAGAUAUUCUCAUCGCGUUUGUAGCAAGAGUGGGGAUCGCGAUUGCAUAAAGGCAAAGCUUGUACAAGGGAGUGAGAGAGAUGGUGAACGGUCUUCUCCGUUGUUUCUCUUGUUUCUCCGUAUUUUUUCGAAACAGCACGUUCUUUACGAUCCUCGAGCACGAUGAACAUGCCGGAGAUUACCGUUUCGUAGCUUGAAAUGGCAAGAGAAGAAACGUGUAUUCACAAAAGCACGAUUGCGAGAUUGCUCGUGAUUUUUGGAUCAUAGAAUGACGUUGGUUGUUCUUGUAGCUGGACGCUAAUAAACACGUGAAUUUAUUAACACCAUGUACACUUAUGUCAAUUAUUAGACGGUCCUGUCCGAGAACACGAUAAAUCUCUCCAAAAUUGCGUGAUAUUAAAUUAAUUAAUUUGGGUGUCGAACGCUGUCGAUUAGAGAUAUUGUGAGAAUGCUAGGUAUGAUCGACCGCUCUUCAUCGUGAUCGAAGGAUCAACGACGGUUCGUCAAGACAAAUUACACUGCCGUGUGCCGAAGGACACCGUUUCGAGCGCGGAUCGAUGAUUGUGACGGUCAAUGGCGCAUUUCCUGUGAGUCUAGUCCGCUACAAAAUUAAUGAUAAUUUCGAAAUAAUUAUAAGGCAUAUAAUUUUUAAACACGUUCAAAACAGGGAGAUCCAGCUUCGCGAAUGGAACGUGUGAAUGCGCCGAGAACGUAAAUGUGCCGCUGAUCGUCGUGCUAUUUUCACGCUGCGGUCGGCGCUUUACCGCAACGACGCUUUUCGUUAUUGAUUAUCAGCAAUUAUCGUUGAUCGCGAAGUGGCACGUGCGAUCUACGGGGGGCAUGCCAAAAAUAACGCGAGGACCGGUUCGGCUCGACGGAUAAUACUUUCGAUUCGACGCACUCGUCGUGACUCUGUGCGGAAAAGCGAGAAGGACCUAGGUUUAAUGAUAUGUUUAGCGUGUACGAUGAAACCUGUAGAUAAGACGUGAAGAGGCGAUGAUUAUGAUACUGUUGAGAGGAGAAUGUGUCGUUUUUAAGUUUGUCGAUCGUGGGAGUGUUCCGUUAUGCGUUUGUAUUGUGUCAGAGUGAAUUUACGCUGUAAGGAUGACAUGUUCGCGUUGUCUGUACGGAUGAAAUAUCGUAAUAAAUCAUUGCUGUUGACAAAAAUUUCAGUCGCGUGCAUAUUGUGCUGUAUACAUACAUUAUUAUAUUACCGUGAACUGAGUAGUCUGGAAUAAAAAUCCUCCGAUCGAUCACUCGCAUCCCAGAAUCGCGCGGCGCAACAUUUUCUCGGUUGCGAUUUAUUCUCCGUGUGACAUAUACCGUCCAAUCGUCCUCUGCCAUGGGAGAAACCGGAAGAAACAGCCGAUGAUCUGCAGAUGGCGAGAAUCUCUCGCGACAGUGAAACGCCGCGCUACGUGAGCUUACAAUUGUUUAUAUAAUUUUUUUUCAUGUCAAUGAUGAUCACUGGAAUAUGACAGAUACGGCGCUUACCGGGAUAUCUUUUCCGUGCAGACAAACGGAUCAAAUCUUUAAUCGUGGAAAGAAUCUUUCGUGCGUGCGGAUAACGAUUCAGCAUCGAUCGAAUAACGCAAGAAUGAUGAAGCUCUUCUAGGGUACACUGAAUUCGCGAUCAUUAUCGAGAUGCCAGUGACACGAAUGUGAUAGGACGAAGAACGCGAGACAAGCGGAAAGGUGAACAAACGUCGGAUCGAAGCGAACGGGUCCGAUUAUUAAGCGCGGGAAGUCGAUAUCCCGCCCGAGACAUCCGAAGCGAGCGAUCGGAACAAGGGGGACUGGAUUUAUGAUGGGGCCUGGGAAUGCGGGGUACGUUGGAUGACGCGUUUAAUUAGUAUAUUCUUAUAUGGUUCUAUUACACUAAAAUCUAAUUAUCUAAUUAUCUUUUUGCGCAUCUCGCAAUGAAGCGGUGCUCCGACGUCCCACCAUAAAUCCUGUUCGGGUAACAAAGCUGUCGAGCAAAACAGUAAACCGCUGCGUUUCUCGUCGAGACGUUCGUUUUGCGUGCGCCGCUAUGCUGAGUCCGGUUUUUCGGUCAAUUUAUACACCCCGUCUUUUUCUAUCCCUUUUUUCGAGUAGCAACUCCAGAAAUAAAAGAUGAGCACUGCAGCUGCGCGGUGGCGAAAUCGUUUCCUCAAAAACCAGAGCGAUCAUACGAUAUCACUGAUGAUACUCCUCUCAUACACCGCGAGCGCGCGCGAGCCUCGAGAAACGCUGCUUCAUCCGCGUUCAUCUUUUCCCAAAAAAUCAAGCUCGUUGUAAAGUUUCCAUUCGCGUUAGUCGAUAGGCAAAGUCUUGUAAGAUUUACUUAAGAAGGCGCAAUUCACCCAGGCCUAAGUCUGUCGAAGUAAUGCAAAGGCGAUAAUCGCAUUUAUCCGCACCCAAUCAUUAUACGCGCGCGGCCUCGGGCCGAGACCUCACGUCAUUCCCCGAAACCUUCGACUGUACAAAUUCAAUCGCGAGACAAAUUUCUCCCUCGCUCUUUCUCCGCCUCUCUCUCUCUUUCUCUCUUUGGCUGAAGAUAAGAAAAAAAAGAACACGAUAAAUUUCCGCGCGCGAAAACGUCAUCCUACUUUCCGCGAAAAUGGCAGAAGAUAAACGCGAUGGCCAGAAAACGAGGUGUACUUCGGCAGAAUACAAAGUGAACUCUGUGAAUUAAUUGUGUAAUAAAGCUAUCCUACGGUACUGUGCAUUCACUCGUAAAAAAAAAGAGAAAAUGAACAUACACCCGAUAUCUAUAUAUACAUAUAUAUGUAUACACGUAUACAUAUGGAUAAAUAUAUAUAUAUAUGUUGUUGACUUCAUUGAAAGUAUGAUAAUAUAUUAUGGAUAUUAUAAUGAGAAUAUAAUGACAAGCGCAUUAAGACAAAACUAUUGAAGAAAUUAUUAAUGUAAUUGGGAAAAUGUAACAAUAAAAAAAAACGUAAGAAA